AUGGCCAAGAAGAAGCGCCAGAGGAUCAGCUAUGUACUGCCUCUGGCAAGUACGCCAGGAGGCCAUAGACUUGGGGUGAACGGGCUAGCAUUUGACGAGGAUCGCUCCAUACUAUACACUGGCGGCCGCGAUGGCGUGAUAUGCGCGUGGGAUCUGGACUUGGAGGCGCAAAGAUUGAAUCAACGAGAGGCAGACGCAGCAAAGGACAAAAAGAGCACUGUAUCGUUCCGCAAGCAGGUGCAGGCGCACACUCACUGGGUCAACGAUAUUGUCCUGGUCAAAAAUAACCUUGGGUUAGUCUCUGCCUCGUCCGAUGUCACUGUCAAGCUGUGGAGGCCUCACGCACACGAAUCGUCCCAAGCGUACACCAUCGGUUCUCACAGCGACUAUAUUAAAUGCCUUGCAACGCCGGACCGGACAGCCAAUUGGGUAGCCUCUGGGGGCUUGGACCACAAGAUCUGUCUUUGGGAUCUAAACGGAGGUGGCAAGAACCUUGAAAUCAAUGUGGGAGCGGCACAGGAUGUGGUCAAGGGAUCUGUGUACUGCUUGCGUGCGCGGGGAUCCUUACUCGCUAGCGGAGGACCUGAAAGCGUCGUUAGAUUAUGGGACACCAAGUCUGGCAAAGGCAUAACAAAGCUUGUUGGACAUACGGACAAUGUCAGGGACAUCUUGAUCAGUGACGAUGGCGAUACACUGCUCACUGCCUCGUCCGACCAGACGAUCAAGGUCUGGUCUAUUGCCGCAGGUCGAUGCGUUCAUACCUUGACCAUGCACAACGACAGCGUCUGGUGUAUGUACUCGGACGACCCCAAUCUGGCUGUCUUCUACUCUGGGGAUAAAUCAGGUCUGGUGGCCAAGACUGAUACCCGACGGGCAAUGGAGAUUGAUGAUGGGGUAUCCGUCGCCGUCUGUCAAGAACACGAUGGUAUUGCUCGGGUACUCCCUGUUGGCGACUCUGUCUGGACAGCAACUUCAAGCUCAAGCGUCAAUCGCUGGCUCGACGUCGAUACCGAGCUUGAGGUUGAAACACCUCCGGCGUCUCCACGUGAAGAAAGGGCCGCCAGCCCAGAAGCCAGAAGUCAUUUGAGCCCCGAGCCCCUAGCGUCUUCGUCGCCUCCGACAACGAACGGCACCACGAACGGUGAAGUCGAGCACAAAAAGAAAAUCCCUCACAAUGCAAUCCUUCGCGUCUCAAACACAGCCCUUCAUCCUGGCAGGAAGCAUCUCGGCACACAUACCAACGUAUCGACCACAAAUUUGAGGAAGGCUUCGGAGGCCAUGAUCGCAGAUGACCUGAGUCUGGUUGUCCCUAUUAGGGGCCAACCCGCUGAAACCAUUGAAGGACAAAAUGGGCUCAUCAAACACGUCAUGCUGAACGAUAGGAAAAGAAUACUCACCUUGGAUACUGCCGGCGAGGUAGUCCUGUGGGACCUUCUCAAGGCAAGGCGUACUCUCCUGACGGCGUGCAUUCCCAUCAAGUCCUUCGGCCGCCGCCAUCUUGACGAAGUCGUGCCAGAGGUCAAUACAACUGAGAGCGUUGCUAACUGGUGUGGCGUGGACACGAAGACUGGAAAGAUCACAGUCAUGCUCGAGGAGAAUUACUGCUUUGAUGCUGAAGUUUAUGCAGACGAGCUAGACUUGCCCAGCGAUCUUACCUUUCGUGAGGAUCAGAGAAUCAAUCUCGGCAAAUGGGUGCUACGCAACUUGUUUUCGAAGCUAGUUGACGAAGAAAUUGCUCGGGAUGAAGCCUAUAGAAGUACACUCCAGAAUUCCGUCAGUGCUCCUACUCCAAGUGGCAUUGUUCGACCUGGAGCGCCAACCAGCAUCAAAUUGCCGGAAUCUGUUGGCACGACACCCAUGGUAUCACCGGGGACAGUUGUGACGCCUCGCGCCUCGAACGGCUUCUCUAUGGUUCCUGCCACUCCGGGAUUCGUGAUUGGCGCUGCUACUCCCGGCUUCGCGCCACUGACCGCUACACUUCCUCCCACCGCAGAAGAAGAGCCAGCACAGACUCCCAAUGGAGCGCCUCCACGGUCACCGCGAGCGCAGACUCCCCGAGUGGGAACCCCUCGAGCGCAAACACCUCAUGUGCAACCAACACCGUCAGCGACGGAAUCCCAGAGUGUCGACUAUUUCUCUUCAACCAACACUACGGCCAACAAUCAGUCUGAGGCAUCUUCGGAAAGCGAUAAAGUCCCCAAAACACCUGGAGGUGGCCCGGCAUCGACGGAAACCAACGCUCAGGGUAUGACACCAACGUCACCAACCGAGGAGAGGAAAAAGGGCCUGUUUGGCAAGAAGUUCGGCAUGGGGAUGUCCUUCCCGAAGAAGAUGGCGAGCCGUGCGUCUGCAGAAGUGAAAGCGCCAGUUGUAUCAACAGAAGAGAGAUCUUCUGACACGGCGUCAGUCCGGUCUUCGGAGAAAGACGUCGAGAAGGUCAACAUCGAAGAUAAUUUCUUCGGUGUCGUUCAGAAGAUCCGGCUAGAGUAUGAUGAACAUCUCGAGACCAAACCAGAACAGCCCCUACCGCAAGGGAUAACUCCCUCCCUACCGGCGGAGACGCCUGUGCUACAUCCACCACCGCACACCACUAUCAUUAUCCAGGAAGAUAACCCGGAAAGUGGUGGAUUGGCAGAUCAAUAUAGGGGUGAGAUCAGUGAGUUGGGAAAUCCUGCGGAGGUGGACGCCCUUGAGAAGAUUGCCCCGAUGUGGUUGGGUGACUUGUUACUGAAGAAUCAAAUCCCAUACAAAGACACCGUCAAGGUGUCCUUCGUCUUGCACCCCUAUGAGAAUUUGCUCCCGCCAAUCGCUUCACCUGACGGCAAUUCUCGGCUCAACGCGAACCGCAUGCUCCGCGCAAAGAAAAUCAUGGCGUACAUCGCUGAGAGGAUUGAGGCUCCUGCAGCUCAACAACAUGCUCAAUCCUCCGAGACCACGGAAGGUGGAUUGCAAUCCAAUGAUGAAACGCAGCAGCAGCAGCAGCCAGACAUUACCGCCCCUGCUGUUGAAGCAGAAGCAGGACCAGAAGAGAACCCGGAGGAGUCUCAGCUCAAGCCAGAGGAGUAUUUGGAGCUCUAUUGCCAGAACCAACUGGUCCAUCCCAACACGACGCUGGCCACGCUGCGCGUGCACGUGUGGCGAACAGGUGGCGAUGUGGUGUUAUAUUAUAAAUCCAAUGGCAGGAAGAAGUUGAUCUUACCACAUCCCUCGCAGGUGCCUACGAAUGUGGAGAGUGAGGAGACGACGGGUGUAGUGAGAUAG
Molecule: messenger RNA, 3261 nt
Organism: Fonsecaea multimorphosa CBS 102226
Lineage: Eukaryota; Fungi; Ascomycota; Eurotiomycetes; Chaetothyriales; Herpotrichiellaceae
Exons: 6
Coding region: 1-3261 (1086 amino acids)
Biological process (GO): protein deubiquitination; double-strand break repair via homologous recombination
Molecular function (GO): ubiquitin binding
Source: RefSeq, a predicted model, not a curated record